Molecule: messenger RNA, 8766 nt
Organism: Coregonus sp. 'balchen'
Lineage: Eukaryota; Metazoa; Chordata; Actinopteri; Salmoniformes; Salmonidae
Source: the annotation of a GenBank genome assembly
UUCUCCCAGGUGCUAUUGGGUCUCUGGGAUGUGAACAAAGAAAACCAUAACACAGAAGUGAAUCCUGGGAAGUUCUACAGCAUCUUCAAAGACGCCGUGCCUUACUUUAGCGGAUACAGGUAGGUGUGUGCAGGGCCGGCCCUGGGCAUAAAUGAUUCAGUCUGGUCACAACUUACUGUUGAGCAUUAGAAUAGUAGAAUAUACAAGGUGACAUUUCUAAAUGUGGUUGUGCAUCAGCAGCUUUCCUCUUAUAUCAGUCACUGACAGUCACUCAAUUAGCCCAUAUCAGCUAAAAUUUUAUAGAUUGGUAAAUUACUCUAGCCAGCUAUCUACACUUGUAGUAAUCAUGGCCGAAUUUCUGACUGUGCAUGAAGGGCACGUGCCCAGGGGGCCUGACCUUCAAGGGGCCUGACCUCUGACCUUCAGGGGGCCUGACCUUCAGGGGGCCUGACCUUCAGGGGGCCUGACCUUCAGGGGGCCUGACCGUCAGGGGGCCUGACCUUCAGGGGGCCUGACCUUCAGGGGGCCUGACCGUCAGGGGGCCCCCAUUGAUUUUGUUGGUCACUCUCACUCAGACAUCAUAUUGACAUGGCUUAAGUCAUGGAAACAUUUGUAGAAUUAAAAACCAAUUCUCCACACCAUGGCAAAAUAUGUAAAACUGUAGGACAUUAUCUCAAAAACCAAAAUCUCUUUUAAGACCAAAUCUCGUCUAGGGCCCCCAAAAGAAUAGGGCCGGCCGUGUGUGUGCAUGUGCGAAAGUAUUGUAAGCAGUGAAAACAUCUAUACUUCCUUCCAGUCAACAGGAUGCUCAAGAGUUUCUGAGGUUCUUAUUGGACAGGCUUCACUGUGAGGUCAACCGCCGGCCGUACAUCCGGCCCACCAGCCUGGAGCCUGAACCCAAAUUCACCAAAGUCAGGUACGGAGACAUGUCAAGGGUCAAAAUGCACCAAAGACCACAUAAUGACCUAUUGAGGCCAGAUUCAACCUCUAGUCCUACAUGUAAAAUUUCCAACCCUCUUUCUAACUCUCUCUUUUUCUGUCUCCCUCCAUUUUUCUUUCCCUACCUCUCUCUCUCAGGAUUGACGAGCAGGCGUCUGCAAUGUGGAAGAGACACCUGGAGAGGGACAACAGUAAGAUCGUAGGUGAGCGUGAAGACAUUUGGUGUUGGGACACAGUAAGUAUUUAGCGAAGAUUUGGUUUGGGGCUAUAACAGUAUGGUCACUAUUCCGGGAGAGAGGGAGAAGAGAGAGAGAGAGAGAGAGAGAGCGAGAGAGGAGAGAGAGAGAGAGAGAGAGAGAGAGAGCAGAGAAGGAGAGAGAGAGAGGAGAGAGAGAGAGAGAGGAGAGAGAGAGAGAGAGAGAAGAGAGAGAGAGGAGAGAGAGAGAGAGAGAGAGAGAGAGAGAGAGAGUAGAGAGAAGAGAGAGAGAGAGAGAGAGAGAGAGACGAGAGAGAGGAGAGAGAGUAGCGAGAUAGGAGAUAGCUCUCUCUUUGGUCUCUCUGAUUCUCCCUCUCUCUAUCUCUCUCUCUCUCUCUAUCUCUCUUCUCUCUCUUGUUGUCUCUCUCUAUCUCUCUCUCUCUCUCUCUCUCGCUCUACUCAGAUCUGUUCACAGGUCAGCUGCGUAGUUCUCUCCACUGCUCUGUGUGUUCUCACUACUCCACCUGCUUCGACGUCUUCUGUGACCUGUCUCUGCCCAUCCCUAAGAGGAGUGCAGCAGGGGGCGGGUCUCUGAGGGAGUGUCUGGAUCUGUUCACACAGGAAGAGAAGCUGGAUGAAGAUAACGCACCCGUAAGACAACACUAUACCGUUCAGUGUUUUCCAUAAGUACUAAACAGCCGCUAACCGCCACCUCCUUUUUCCACUUCAUCAACUAGGCUUCUUUUCAUUUAAAAGUUCAAAUUCGCUAGUCAGAACGUUAUGCAUCUUCUAGCGAUCUAUUGAUAGGACAGGUGCCUGUCAGUCACAAAGCCAGCGAUGACAGGGGAAACUGCUGGUUUGUCAGUCUGCUGUCUGUCCCGCCUCUCGGUACCUGUGUUAUUUUUGUGCGCUGUGGUUGGCUCCACUCAAAUGUAUUUGCAUGGAGGAGGGAGAGAAUGAUGCUUCUUCAUCGUCUCCUGUGAGUGAAUUUCCAUGUCCAUGUAAUGUAACGUAGCGUACUGUAAUGUAACGUAACGUAACGUAAUGUAACGUACUGUAAGUGGUAACGAUAAGUUGAAAUCCACUUCAUUCUUGUUUUGUGGCACAUUCAUUUAUUUUCUUUCGUGUUUUUAUAGGCCUUUAGUCAACCACGGAUUUGGCUAUUUACUGUUCUUGACGACCGAACAGCUUGUCUUUUAUUAAAAAGCUGUGGAACUGACUGAAUGAAGUAAAUCUCCUAAAUUCCUUUACUAUUCAUAAACCAACACAGUUAUAUGGCCGCGGUAUCUCAUCGGGACAGUAAACCAAAUAUCUUGUUUGUAUUUUCCUAGUAUUCGAAGGCCAUGUCGAGACUUGCCAGCGACCGCUAAAGUGACUUGUCAGUGUAGCCUAGUGAUGGCUUGGGUUGUUUGGGAACAAAGCAAUAGGGUUUAGCUGUUGACGUCAUCUCUCAGACCAAUCAUCUCUCAGGUUCUCUAUGCUGCCACCUGCUGAUAGGUCAUCUCUCAGACCAAUCAUCUCUCAGUGCAUCUCAGGAAAAGUGGGGGUGUCGAAAGGAGUGGACUUUUGGAAAGGAACCUUAUAAGGAGAAGUGGGCGUUUCGAAAGGAACCAUAUAAGGAGAGGUGGGCGUUUCGAAAGAACCAUAUUAGGAGAAGUGGGGAUUUCAAAAGGAGUCAACGCUAGAAGCGAUGGAAUUCCAUUACUACUAGAACCGCCAUGACUAUUUCAACUAUUUCAAUAAUAAAUAAUACAUUCUAAAAUGUAUGGAUUUUAUAUAAGUUAAGGUAGCUAAUGUUAGCUAGCAUUUACUAAAAAUGUAAUGUUACGUACAUGGCUACCGGUAGGGAAUGUUACAGACAUGGAUACCGGUAGGGAACGUUACAGACAUGGCUACCGGUAGGGAACGUUACAGACAUGGAUACCGGUAGGGAACGUUACAGACAUGGAUACCGAUAGGGAACGUUACAGACAUGGAUACCGGUAGGGAACGUUACAGACAUGGAUACCGGUAGGGAACGUUACAGACAUGGCUACCGGUAGGGAACGUUACAGUCAUGGAUACCGGUUAGGGAACGUUUACAGACAUGGGAUACCGGUAGGGAACGUUACAGACAUGGAUACCGGUAGGGAACGUUACAGACAUGGCUACCGGUAGGGAACGUUACAGACAUGGAUACCGGUAGGGAACGUUACAGACAUGGCUACCGGUAGGGAACGUUACAGACAUGGAUACCGGUAGGGAACGUUACAGACAUGGAUACCGGUAGGGAACGUUACAGACAUGGAUACCGGUAGGGAACGUUACAGACAUGGAUACUGAUAGGGAACGUUACAGUCAUGGUUACUGGUAGGGAACGUUACAGACAUGGCUACCGGUAGGGAACGUUACAUUCAUGGCUACCGGUAGGGAACGUUACAUUCAUGGCUACCGAUAGGGAACGUUACAGACAUGGCUACCGGUAGGGAACGUUACAGACAUGGCUACCGGUAGGGAACGUUACAGACAUGGAUACCGGUAGGGAACGUUACGUACAUGGAUACCGGUAGGGAAUGUUACAGACAUGGCAUCUCUGCAGACCAUGACUAACAUCCAAUAACCUAAACGACGUCUUGAGUGGCACCUUUCGAAACACCCACUUCUCCUUAUAAGGUUCCUUUCUAAACGUCCACUCCUUUUGACUCCCCCACUUUUCCUGAGAGAUGCACUGAGAGAUGACCUAUCAGCAGCAUUGAGACCCUGAGAGAUGAUUGGUCUGAGAGAUGACCUAUCAGCAGCAUUGAGACCCUGAGAGAUGAUUGGUCUGAGAGAUGACCUAUCAGCAGCAUUGAGACCCUGAGGGGUGACUGCUCUGAGAGAUGACAUCCAGCUGGACCCCUCUCGAACAAAGGCUCUUUUUGAACUGAUAUUUUAGGUAAACGGAACCGAAUCACAUCGGUGAGAGAGCCGUUCAAUUGGCUCCCUAAUUUGCAUACUGGUAGGCUAUGACUUUUUGACAGAUAAAUUAUGAAAACAUUUGAAGAUGUUGAAUCGUCACUGCAGGAACAAUAGGUAUUGGAGAGAAAGCAUCAUUCUGGUCCAAAAUAUGAUAAAAGAAAACAGAUUCAAGGUUAUAAAUGCUAAUGUCAUGAUACUUCUACGGUAGUAUUAAAGAUAUUGAUAUAGGCCUACUGAUUUGAUUAAAGGGUCCACCAUGGAGUAGUCAACUGCUGCUUCCUGUGUAACAGAGGCCAUAUCAUACCUGUACAUCUAUUCCUGGGCGUCUGACUUUGUAUAAAAGGGGGUGCACAAAAUUGUUGCAUUUUUUAAACCAUUUUCCUGCAAUUCUAUAUUGUCCAUGUAAAUAUCACAGAACACAACCUCCUUUCUUUAGUUUUCACCACAAUAAGCUAAAUUUAAAGAGUAGACUAGAUUUUGUUUUUGCCACAGAUUAAAUUGAAAGGGCAGACUAGACUAGCUUUUCUGACUAAAUUACUAAUCUACUGCCUUCCCUCAAUGUCACACCCACAGUGAUUGAUUGACAGGUCUGCAACCCUACCAACUCUGUGACUCACAAACAUCCUGCCCCCUCUCCUGACAAUCCCACCCACAGUGAUUGAUUGACAGGUCUGCAACCCUCCCAACUCUGUGACUCCCAAACAUCCUGCCCCCCCUCUCCUGAUCCUUUGACAGGCCUAACUGUUAAAGGGAUAGUUCAUCCAAAUUACAAAAUGAAACAUUGGUUUCCUUACCCUGAGUGGCCACAGCAGCAGAGCCAAUAUAAUAAUAAUAAUAAUAAUAAUAAUAAUAAUAAUAUGCCAUUUAGCAGACGCUUUUAUCCAAAGCGACUUACAGUCAUGCGUGCAUACAUUUUUGUGUAUGGGUGGUCCCGGGGAUUGAACCCACUACCUUGGCGUUACAAGCGCCGUGCUCUACCAGCUGAGCUACAGAGGACCACAUAUAUAUAAUAUAAUACAUGAUUUGACAAACAAACAUUGUGGCAAUUCAUAUCUUGCAGUAAAACUGUUAAUGACUUGAAUCUCAAGAGAAGACAGGUUUAAUGUUAAAAAAAGGUUUUCUUACAUUGAUAACAGACUUGAUCAUACAGUCCUAGACGAUAUCCAAAACAACCAACAACUUCAGACAUUUUCAGUCAUUUUAAUUGCAAAGUCAUGUCUUUCUACUGAAUACGUCAACUUAUUUGACCAAUCUGGGAGUUAAAGUCGUUAAAGUAUUCAAUAUUUUCGCUGUGUAUUUCAGAUGGAAUCAAGGCAUUAGGAUGUACCAGAGGGCACCAAACUCGAGCUGCUUCUGCAACAAAACAAAAAAAUCCCAGAGGGCAUGCACACCCGGACCACCCCUGGCUGGCUACAUUUUCUAUUUGGCUCCUUACGGAAAACACUGUUCAAACCUUGAAAGUUCAUUUCAAAUAAUCUUUAUGCCUGUUAGAGCCAUGCCAGGCUUAAUAAACCAAUAGAAAGGUCCCAAAACGUCAAACCCCACCCAUUGGGUUAGGGCCCAUUGGCACUCCAGGCAGACUCAAACGCUGAAAAAUAUUAGAAAUUAUUUCACAAGUAUUUGAACCCGAGGUCUGAUCCUUUUUCUCUGAGAGUAAAACCACUGAGAAAGUGAAGACUGUAUGCAUGGAUGGAGAUUGAAACACAAAAAGCCUGUGACAUUUUCUCUUCCAUUCAGUGUGUAUUUAAAACGUGUGUUCCAGAUGUGUGAGCGGUGCAACAGACGGACAGAGAGCACCAAGAGACUGACCAUCCAGAGAUUCCCACAGGUCAUCGUCAUGCGUAUCCUUAGUAACACUAACUUAUCUACCUGACCUGCAGUUAUGGUGAUGGUGAUGUGAAAGACCUUAACAACAGUGUAUUAGAUCUGAAUCGGUUUGCCAUGUCGCGGUACAUGGUGUGUAAGAGUACAGUGUGUGUUUCCUUCCCUCUGACCAACCUGGAUAUGGGGCCCUACGGACCGGUCGGCUGUGGUAAUAUAUAUAUAUCUCUCUCUCUCUCUCUCUCUGUCUCUCUCUCUCUCUCUCUCUCUCUCUCCUCUCUGUCUGUCUGUCUGUCUGUCUGUCUGUCUGUCUGUCUGUCUGUCUGUCUCUCUGUCUCUCUCUCUCUCUCUCUCUCUCUCUCUCUCUCUCUCUCUCUCUCUCUCUCUCUCUCACAAAACAUUAGGAACACCUUCCUAAUAUUCUGUUGCACACCUUUUGCCCUCAGAAAAAGCAUCAAUUCGUCGGGCCAUGGACUCUACAAGGUGUCGAAAGCGUUCCACAGGGAUGCUGGCCCAUGUUGACUCCAAUGCUUCACACAGUUGUACAAAGUUGGCUAGAUGUCCUUUGGGUGACGGACCCUUCUUGAUACACACGGGGAACUGAGCGUGAAAAACCCAGCAGCGUUGCAGUUCUUGACACACACAAACCGAUGCGCCUGGCACCUACUACCAUACCCCGUUCAAAGGCACUUAAAUAUUUUGUCUUGCUCAUUCACCCUCUGAAUGGCACACAUACACAAUCCAUGUCUCAAUUGUCUCAAGGCUUAAAAAUCCUUCUUUAACCUGUCUCCUCCCCUUCAUCUACACUGAUUGAAGUGGUUUUAACAAGUGACAUCAAUAUUCACCUGGUCACUGUCAUGGAAAGAACACACUCGGUCCAUCUUUCCCUUUACACUGCAUCUCCAUCUUUCCCUUUACACUGCAUCUCCAUCUUUCCCUUUACACUGCAUCUCCAUCUUUCCCUUUACACUGCAUCUCCAUCUUUCCCUUUACACUGCAUCUCCAUCUUUCCCUUUACACUGCAUCUCCAUCUUUCCCUUUACACUGCAUCUCCAUCUUUCCCUUUACACUGCAUCUCCAUCUUUCCCUUUACACUCCAUCUUUCCCUUUACACUGCAUCUCCAUCUUUCCCUUUACACUGCAUCUCCAUCUUUCCCUUUACACUGCAUCUCCAUCUUUCCCUUUACACUGCAUCUCCAUCUUUCCCUUUACACUGCAUCUCCAUCUUUCCCUUUACACUGCAUCUCCAUCUUUCCCUUUACACUGCAUAUUUCCCUUUACACUCCAUCUUUCCCUUUACACUGCAUCUCCAUCUUUCCCUUUACACUGCAUAUUUCCCUUUACACUCCAUCUUUCCCUUUACACUGCAUCUCCAUCUUUCCCUUUACACUGCAUCUCCAUCUUUCCAUUUACAUUUUAGUCAUUUAGCAGACGCUCUUAUCCAGAGCGACUUACAGUUUUAGUGAGUGCAUACAUUUUUCAUACUGGCCCAAAACCCUGGCAUUACAAGCGCCAUGCUCUACCAACUGAGCCACAGGAGGCCCUUUACACAGCAUCUUUCCCUUUACACUCCAUCUUUCCCUUUACACAGCAUCUUUCCCUUUACACUGCAUCUUUCCCUUUACACUGCAUCUCCAUCUUUCUAUCACGCCUCCUCCCCUUCUCUCUCUCUCCAUCUUUAUAUUACCCAUAACCUCUGUCUUUCUCCCUUUUCUUAGAUCACUAGCAUUCUCUCCUUAGCCUUCUCCUUGUAUUUGUGUGCAUUCAUGUAUCCAUAAGCAAGACUCCCCUCCCAUCUUUCCGUCCCUGACUCCAGGUCCGGUGCUGUAUGACCUGUAUGCAGUGUGUAACCACAGUGGGACAGUCAACAUGGGCCACUACACAGCCUGUUGCCUGGAGAAUGACGGAUUGGGAUGGUGUUGCUACAACGACUCCUGGUCAGUGACACACAGACGCACACACACACCCAUUUAUACACACACACACACACACACACAUUCAUACACACACACACCCAUUUAUACACACCCAUUUAUACACACCCAUUUAUACACACCCAUUUAUACUCGCACACGCCCAUUUAUACACACACACCCAUUUAUACACAUUGUAGCAAAUGGCUUAGAAUGCAUACCCAAUACAUUGCUGGUUUCUUGCUGGUUAAUGGGCGGCAGGUAGCCUAGUGGGUAAGAGCGUUGUGCCAGUAACCGAAAGGUCGCUGGUUCUAAUCCCAGAGCCGACUAGGUGAAAAAUCUGUUGAUGUGCCCUUGAGCAAGGCACUUAACCCUAAUUGCUCCUGUAAGUCGCUCUGGAUAAGAGCGUCUGCUAAAUGACCAAUUAUUAUUAAUUAUUAUUGUUAAUCUCUCUCUCUCUCGUUCGUUCAUCCAGUGUGACUCCUAUAUCAGAGAACCAACUGCAGUCUGCUCAGGCCUACGUCCUCUUCUACCGACGCAGGAAGUGAACCCCCCCGGACAGCCAAUCGCUACAGCUGUAACUGCAAAAACAAGAGCCUUCAGCAGCCAAUCAGGAAAAACUGUUACUACAAGAAGAGCUUUCAGCAGCCAGUCACUACAGCUGUUACUACAAAUGGAAUAUUACAAACAGCUGUGAUGUAGCGGUAUUGUAACCAAGCAACCAGCAUCUCAACCAACUGGUGUUAGACUACUUGAGGUAUGAGUCUGGGACUGAGAGAGGAGGGAGGGAUUGAAAGACAGAAGGAUAGAAUAGAGGGCAAUGGAAUGGGUGAGAGCAGGGAGGGGAUGACCAGUGUGGGAGUGCUGCUAGCUAGCUCAGCCAGGAACACGUGUGUAGACUUCAGUUCAGACAGACAGAGAUGCUGUUAUCACUGGACACACACAACCACGACGAAAACA